This is a messenger RNA of Vigna radiata var. radiata (mung bean), 2580 nucleotides long. Its product is annotated as CTP synthase. The record is from RefSeq and is a predicted model, not a curated record. The coding region runs from base 349 to 2172 and encodes 607 amino acids. Lineage: Eukaryota; Viridiplantae; Streptophyta; Magnoliopsida; Fabales; Fabaceae. The transcript is spliced from 22 exons. Gene Ontology annotation, biological process: pyrimidine nucleobase biosynthetic process; CTP biosynthetic process. Gene Ontology annotation, molecular function: identical protein binding; CTP synthase activity.
ACAAAAACGAGAAGUGUGCCUGCAGAGAGGGAAAGAAAAAGGGUUCAACCAAUUCAUACAUCACGCAUUCCUUCCCAUCAAACCCACUCUAAAACUCAAACCUUCUCUUUCUCUUUCCUCUCUCUCUCAUUCCUUCUCAACACUUCUUCAUUUCCAUUUCCUGAUUCAGAUUCCAACCCUUCAAACUUUCCCACCAAUACCCCUUUUUUCUUGUUCUUUUUCCUUAUACCAAAGGAUAAAAAUAACCCUUUUCGCUAUCACCCUCAUUGUCACCUAAGGUUUUCUCACACACCCAUCAUCUCUUUUUCUGAGAAACAGCAAAAGAGGGAUUUGGAUUCAGAGAAAAAGAUGAAGUACGUGUUGGUGACAGGUGGGGUUGUGAGUGGACUUGGGAAAGGAGUCACUGCAAGCAGUAUCGGUGUGCUCCUUCAGGCCUGUGGCUUUCGAGUUACUUCUAUCAAGAUUGAUCCCUAUCUGAACACUGAUGCAGGAACAAUGUCUCCUUUUGAACAUGGGGAAGUGUUUGUUUUAGAUGAUGGCGGUGAGGUUGACCUCGAUCUUGGAAACUAUGAACGUUUCCUGGACCUCAAAUUAACUCGUGACAAUAAUAUUACAACUGGAAAAAUUUACCAGUCUGUUAUUGCAAAGGAGAGAAGAGGAGAUUAUCUUGGCAAGACUGUGCAGGUUGUUCCACACAUUACUGAUGCCAUCCAAGAAUGGAUAGAGCGUGUGGCACAGAUACCAGUUGAUGGAAAAGAAGGCCCAGCUGAUGUUUGUGUCAUUGAGUUGGGUGGAACUAUUGGGGAUAUCGAGUCCAUGCCAUUUAUUGAAGCACUUGGCCAAUUUUCGUACCGUGUAGGCCCCGGAAACUUCUGUUUAGUUCAUGUCAGCUUGGUUCCUGUUCUCAAUGUUGUUGGUGAACAGAAAACAAAGCCAACUCAGCACAGUGUCCGUCAACUCAGAGGGUUAGGGUUGACUCCAAAUCUUCUUGCUUGUCGUAGUUCAAAGGAACUUGAUGACAAUGUCAAGGAAAAACUUUCUCAAUUUUGUCAUGUUCCGUCAUCAAGCAUACUCACUCUCUAUGAUGUUCCAAAUAUUUGGCACAUUCCUUUGCUGUUAAGAGACCAGAAGGCACAUGAGGCAAUCUUGAAAACGUUAAACCUCCGAGGUGUUGCUACGGAGCCCAAUUUUAAGGAGUGGAUUGCAACAACAAAAGUAUAUGACAAAUUUAAUGAAUCUGUUAGAAUUGCAAUGGUGGGAAAAUAUACAAAUCUUUCAGAUGCAUAUCUUUCUGUACUGAAGGCACUUUUGCAUGCUUCUGUUGCUUGCAACCGUAAGCUUGUUGUGGACUGGGUUCCUGCGGAAAAUCUUGAAGAUGAUACCUCUAAGGAGGAUCCUGAUGCACAUAAAUCUGCUUGGGCUCUUUUGAAGGGUGCUAAUGGGAUUCUAGUUCCAGGAGGAUUCGGUGAUAGAGGUGUGCAAGGAAAAAUUCUUGCUGCAAAGUACGCCCGAGAAAACAGUGUUCCAUUUCUAGGCAUUUGCUUGGGGAUGCAAAUUGCUGUCAUCGAGUUUUCAAGAUCUGUUCUGGGUCUUCAUGAUGCUAAUAGCACAGAAUUUGAUCCCAAAACUAAAAAUCCAUGUGUCAUAUUUAUGCCAGAAGGUUCAAAGACUCAUAUGGGGGGAACUAUGCGUCUCGGUUCAAGGAGAACUUACUUUCAUGUUGCUGACUGCAAAUCGGCCAAGUUGUAUGGCAAUGUACAAUUUGUUGAUGAGCGACAUCGGCAUCGAUAUGAGGUUAAUCCUGACUUGAUAUCACAACUUGAGAGUGCUGGUCUGUCUUUUGUUGGCAAAGAUGAAACAGGGAAGCGCAUGGAGAUAGUUGAAUUUCCUGGCCAUCCUUUCUUCAUUGGUGCUCAAUUUCACCCCGAGUUUAAGUCAAGACCAGGGAAACCUUCUCCAUUGUUCCUAGGGUUAAUAACAGCAGCAUGUGAUAAGGCAGUUGUGCCAGCAAGCAAAGGGUAUACCACAAAGAUAACAAAAGGGAUACUUGGUUCACACUCACCAAUGUUGAAAGCACACAAUGGAAAUGGGUUCAAGUCUCCCAAUAGUUCCUUAAAUGGUGUAUAUACAAGUACAACUGCAAAUGGGGUGUGUGUGGAUGGUAGCUGUUAAUCAACUUGGUUGUUUUUGCUUACAAAUAUGUGGGGUUUGAUUUUCUCCAGUGAGAAUUUUGUCCACGGGUUAGCUUGUACAGUUUUUAGUGGGCUUAGUAGUUCAUUAGGGAUUUUCUUUCUCCAGCAUAUCAAGCAAAUUUUGAGUCUUAACAGCUUUUCAUAUUUCCAACCAUAUAGGCCAAACCUUGUGGAUCAUACUUGUUCACAAUGAAUAUCAAAACAUGGUUGUUGCCUAUGAUUAUCAAUCUUCAUAAGGCACUUUAAUUUCCAUUCUGGUUUUGUUCUGUAGUUUUUGAAUGAAUAAUCGAGAGGGGUGAUCCUAUGUUCCAUGAUUCAUCAUGUCACACUUUGGAUUUCCUUGGGGAAAGAAUAAAAUUAGAGCAAAAUGUGUUUUUUAGAGACUUCA